AUGAACUCCUUCCCCCUUCUUGAUCUCUCCAUCCUUCCUGGCAAAAAGACAUUCGAACUGUUUAGUCUGUUCCAGCUGUAAGUUUCCUUUCCUUCCAACUCUUUUCUUUUAUUCUCACCAGUUUCAGUGUGAAGCUCGUCAAGUGUUCAUUGUCCGCAAAGAGAGCCGUCCAAAUGUGCCGUCUUCCACUUUCCCAACUCGAAAUAGAGUUCAUGUCAGAGGUCGACAAAUUGUCGGCGGAAUACAGUGGCGGCGGAUACUCAUUCUUCAUGACAUCGCGGUCUAGCGGAUCCACGUCGAAUUACGGAAAGCGGUACGAUCGAUUGAAGGAGGAGAAUCGAGUGGAGAGUCUGAGCAAACUGCUUCUGGAGACGUUCCGUGUGGAGGGAAUCAGUGUAACCUUCAGAGAUCCAUUCAGAAGCUUUCAAGAGCUCCGAAAGUGUGCAGGAGUGAUUGAUGCUCAUUCGGUUACUGUGGACAGAGGAGAGCUGUCCGAGGAGGAGCUCGCUUACUUCUUGGUAAACUUCAAAGGAAUCCACACACUGAACUUCCACUCGUCAGUUCCGGACGGAUAUCAGAGCUUCAGAUUCGAUUGCAACACUUUGACGAUUCGCAAUGGAUCGUUUCUUGACUUGCAAAGUCUUCUGAACUUGAAAUGCGAGCACAUAAUCAUCAUUCAAUGCGGUUUCACAACUUCUGAUCUCCAAGGUUACGUCAAUGAGUGGAGGGACGGUAAAAAUCCACAACUGCUGUCGCUGAGUCUCUACAACACGAAAAUGGAUGAUGACAUUUUGAAAGGAAUGUGUCUGGAGGCGUGGGAUCCGAGGAGAAGAAGUCGAGAUUUCGUGAGAGUAUCCAGAGACUCUGCAACUGUGAUCAACUGCUCGGAAGGUCUCGAUUUUGAAAGAGAAGACGGGACAUUGGCGACGAUUCUCUUGAAAAGAGAUAAGACGGAAUUCCAAUUAUUUGUGUGGAAGAACAAAUUCCCCGAUAUUCCUGAUAACGCAUUCAAAAUGUGA
Molecule: messenger RNA, 1019 nt
Organism: Caenorhabditis sp. 36 PRJEB53466
Lineage: Eukaryota; Metazoa; Nematoda; Chromadorea; Rhabditida; Rhabditidae
Source: the annotation of a GenBank genome assembly